Messenger RNA from Eruca vesicaria subsp. sativa (arugula), 861 nucleotides. The record is from the annotation of a GenBank genome assembly. NCBI's taxonomy places the organism in Eukaryota, Viridiplantae, Streptophyta, Magnoliopsida, Brassicales, Brassicaceae.
AUGAGCCUUAGAGCUGCGUUGAACUCGGUGAAUGGAGAGAAAGUGGCGAUUAAGAAGAUCGGUAAUGCUUUUGAUAACAUUAUUGAUGCAAAGAGAACUCUACGUGAAAUCAAGCUUCUCAGGCAUAUGAAUCAAGAGAACGUCAUAGCCAUCAAAGAUAUUGUAAAAGCUCCUCAACGAGAUAUAUUCAACGAUGUCUACAUUGUCUAUGAGUUAAUGGACACUGAUCUUCAGCGAAUCCUACGUUCAAACCAAACCUUAAGCCAUGAUCAAUGCCGUGUCUUAGUGUACCAGCCCUUAAGAGGACUUAAAAAUGUGCACUCAGCCAACAUAUUACAUCGUGAUUUAAGGCUAAGCAACGUGCUGCUUAACUCGAAACACAAGCUCAAAAUCGGUGAUUUUGGACUUGCGAGAACAACUUCAGACACAGAUUUUAUUACUGAGUAUGUUGUCACACGUUACACAGCUCCUGAGUUGCUUCUUAACUGCUCAGAGUACACAUCAGCUAUUGAUGGGUCUCCAGACAACUCCAGUCUCAGUUUCUUUCGUAGUGACAAUGCAAUAAGAUACGUGAGGCAACUUUCAAGAUACCCUAAACAACAGUUUGCUGCUAGGUUCUCAAAGAUGCAACCUUCUGCUAUUGAUUUGUUAGAGAAAAUACUUGCACAUCGCAAGACAUUCUUGUUGUGUAUAGUCGAUGAACCUAUUGGCCAUGCUUACUUGUCAUCGCACCAUGACGUGGACAACAAACCGGUGUGUCCAACGCCUUUCAGCUUUGAUUUUGAGCAUCUUUCUUGCACGGAAGAACACAUAAAAGAGCUUAUCUACAAGGAGUUUGUCAAAUUCAGUUCUGACCAUUGA